AUGCCAAUUUUUGUUCUCUUCAAAGAUGCAAGGCUUGUUUUGAAAACUGAUUCAAUCGGGAUGGAGAUAUUAAGGAUGGCAUUCCCAGCAGCCUUGGCCUUAGCUGCUGAUCCCAUUGCUUCUCUCAUCGACACCGCUUUCAUUGGCCGUAUAGGAGCGGUGGAGCUAGCUGCUGUAGGGGUUUCCAUCGCCAUAUUCAACCAAGCUGCGAGGAUCACCAUUUACCCUCUUGUUAGCAUCACAACUUCAUUUGUUGCUCAAGAACAAACUCUUGCAGAUACCACCAUUCAUGCCCCAAAAUCCGACCAUCCUGAAAAUGACGGCGGCAACAAGGAGCAGAUCAUUACUCCCCAAGACUUGGAAAAAGUUUCAGGCAAAAUAACAUGUAAGCAGCCGCCAUGUGGAGAUGAUGUUACCAGUGAAGUUAAAAAAGGGAAAAGACAUAUCCCAUCGGCAUCGACUGCAAUGGUUUUUGGUUUAGUGCUCGGUCUGCUACAAACCCUGUUCCUGGUUUUCGGUGCCAAAAUUCUCCUGCUUGUUAUGGGUGUCAAACCUAAUUCCCCUAUGAUGAAACCUGCACUAAAGUACUUGACAUUGAGAUCCAUGGGAGCUCCUGCAGUUCUUCUUUCUUUGGCCAUGCAAGGGAUUUUCCGAGGUUUUAAGGAUACCAAAACACCUUUAUAUGCUACUGUUGCAGGAGAUGUAACAAAUAUCAUAUUGGACCCAAUAUUUAUUUUUGUGUUAAGACUAGGUGUUAGUGGUGCAGCCAUAGCACAUGUUCUUUCUCAGUAUUUGAUUACACUGAUCCUUUUAUGCCAAUUGGUGAAACAAGUGGAGCUUUUACCUUUUCGUAUCAAGGACCUCCAAUUUGGAAGAUUUCUUAAAAAUGGCGUUAUGUUAAUGGGAAGAGUUAUAGCCGUCACAUUUUGUGUGACAUUGUCAGCAUCAAUGGCUGCUAGGCUUGGUCCAACACCAAUGGCUGCGUUUCAAAUCUGCUUACAAGUUUGGCUCACAUCAUCUUUGCUUGCGGAUGGUUUAGCUGUUGCUGGACAGGCAAUUCUUGCGUGUGCAUUUGCUGAGAAGGACUAUAAGAAGGUGACAGCAGUGGCAGUUCGGGUAUUGCAGAUGAGUUUUGUGAUGGGAAUGGGGCUAGCUGUUGUGGUUGGAGUUGGUUUACACUUUGGGUCAGGGAUCUUCUCCAAAGAUGCUGCUGUUUUGCGCCUUAUCAGCAUAGGAGUAGUGUUUGUAGCAAGUACACAACCAAUCAACUCGUUAGCUUUCGUUUGUGAUGGCGUUAACUUUGGAUCAUCUGACUUUGCUUACACAGCUUACUCCAUGAUACUGGUAGGUGGAGCAAGCAUUGCAUCAAUAUUCCUUCUCUCCAAAAGCAAUGGUUUUAUAGGAAUCUGGGUUGCAUUAACCAUUUACAUGGCUCUGCGUGCCUUUGCUGGUAUUUGGAGGAUCGUGACUGGUACAGGACCAUGGCGCUUCCUAAGGACUCCAUUGUAAUUUGUAACCUCAAGAAGCAGAGAAAAUGAAGAAAAAAUAAUGGAAGUUAUUGUUGUUUUAAUGAAAUUUCAGCUUUGUGUAAGUGAAAGCAUAUUAAUGCUCUUGUUAGGUGUUUGAUUGCCCAGGCAUGGUUUGUUCCUUAGCCCCUUUUUUUCUUAGUUACCCCCAAAAAUAUUGCAGAUGUCUUGUAACAGUUUUAUGCACAACAAUUAAUAUGUAAUAUUUUUAAUUAUUAAUAGUUGUUUUUCUGUAGUUGUUUAUAAA
Molecule: messenger RNA, 1773 nt
Organism: Gossypium arboreum
Lineage: Eukaryota; Viridiplantae; Streptophyta; Magnoliopsida; Malvales; Malvaceae
Product: protein DETOXIFICATION 43-like
Exons: 12
Coding region: 1-1509 (502 amino acids)
Biological process (GO): transmembrane transport
Cellular component (GO): membrane
Molecular function (GO): citrate transmembrane transporter activity; xenobiotic transmembrane transporter activity; antiporter activity
Source: RefSeq, a predicted model, not a curated record